UAAACAAUCUCUCACAGCUUGUGCCUCAUGCUCGCUCCGACUCCCUGGGUGAGCGGGACACGUUCGACCUUCAAAAGGCCGCUGCCAACGCACCCGUGGCCCGCACCACCCCACAUAAACCGCCGCUGAAUCGCGCCCGCUCAAAAGCUCGCAUGACCCCGCCACGACGCCGACUCGCGCACUUUGGUCCCUGAGAGAUCGCAGCCAUGGAUGUUGAGUUCAACGCCAUUGAGGUGCCUGCCGAGGCGAACCCUCUGACUGAGGGCAUCCUCUUCCAUGUCCUGCGCUCUGCGUCGUCGACGGAUCCAAACCAGAUACAGACGGGCACGAAGCAGCUGCAGGAGUGGGAGAAGGCGCGGGGAUACUAUCCCUUGUUACAGGCUGUCUUUCUAGACAAGUCCCUCCCGUAUGAAGUGCGGUACCUGGCCAUUAUCCAGCUCAAGAACGGCAUCGACAAGUACUGGCGCAAGACAGCUCAGAAUGCCGUCAACAAGGAGGACCGGAACACCAUCCGCGUUCGGUUGCUCGAGAGUGCAGUCAACGAGGCCGACAGUCGCCUGGCGUUGCAGAAUGCUCUUAUGGUCGCUAAGAUCGUCCGCUUCGAGUAUCCCAACGACUGGCCCGAUGUUUUCGAGCAACUCAUCCAAUUCCUCCGUGUCUCGACUGAGCCGACCGCCUUCCGCCUCCAACUGCCCCGAGCGCUCCUUCUCCUCCUAUACAUUGUCAAAGAGCUAUCCACGGGGCGACUGCGGCGGACACGAGAAAAUCUCCAGAACAUUGCACCCGAGAUCCUCAACGUACUAGGAACCAUAUACGUGAGCAAGGUGCAAAGCUGGCAGAAGUUUUUCCGCGAAGGGGGAGACGAUGAAGGAGGAGCCCUCGAAGAUAUCGAGAACAGCUUGAUUGUAAUCAAGAUCAUACGCCGGCUUGUUGUAAGCAGCUAUGACUUCCCAGGGCGAGAAAAAGAUGUACACGAGCUCUGGACACUCUCGCGCACCUUCUUCGGCGAGUUCAUUCCGUAUGUUCAGGAGGAUAGCACACUUGCGCCGCCAGUUCGCAGACUUGUGGAGAAGCACCUGAUGCAGCUCUCCAAGUUUCAUUAUUUCAUGGCAACAACACACCCUGCAGACUUCGUCCUCAUGCCCGACUCAAUAGACCUGGUUCGCGCAUAUUGGGGUUUGGUCUCUCGUCUUGGUGAGACCUGGGGCUCCAAGUCGGUAGAAGCUGCCAAAAUCGGUUCUGAUGGCGACGAAGAAGACGACGCGCCCAUCUUUGAGCGCUUAGGCUUGAAGGGGUUGCUAGUUGUCCGCGCCUGCGUAAAGAUGGUCUUUUAUCCUGUGCAGACCUUCCGCUACCGUCAGCAACAAGAGAAAGACGAGCGCACCAAGGCUGUACAGAUGGUCAAGCAAGAGCUUCUGACUGACGAUCUCGUCCGCGAGAUGGUGUCUACCCUUGUUACGCGUUUCUUUGUUUUCAGGCCAAGCGAUCUCCGCAUGUGGGAGGAAGAGCCCGACGAGUGGGAGAAGAUGGAAGAGGGCGCCGAGGAUUGGGAAUUCGCGAUCCGGCCUUGCGCAGAGAAACUCUUUCUAGAUCUCGCGAAGAAUUUCAAAGAUUUGAUCAUCCAGCCUCUUCUUCAAGUCUUCCAGACGGUCGCGACCCCGGACAACGAGGACGUACUCUUCAAGGACUCUGUUUACACUGCCAUUGGUCUAGCGGCUGACGUACUCCACGAUCACGUUGAUUUCGACGCCUUCAUUACGAACACGUUAGUGCAGGAGGCCCAGAAGCAGAAGCCUGGCUACAACAUCAUCCGACGCCGCAUUGCCAUCAUUCUUUCCCAGUGGAUCGCCAUUAAGAUUGCGAAGGAUAACAAGCCCGUUGUUUAUCAGAUUUUCGAGCAUUUGAUGAACAAGAAUGACCCACUAAACGACCUAGUCGUUCGGGUUACCGCUGGCAGAAAAUUUCAUCAGAUCGCAGACGAAUGGGAGUUCAAGGCCGACAACUUCGUGCCACAUGCACCAGCCAUUUUGGAUAGACUCAUGGCUUUGGUGCAGGAGGUAGAACUUCAAGAGACGAAGAUGGCGCUGCUGAACACGAUCAGCAUCAUCGUGGAGAGGCUCGAACACAACAUUACGCCGUAUGCUAACAGCAUUAUUGCUCUCCUCCCACCGCUAUGGGAGCAGUCUGGCGAAGAGCACCUCAUGAAGCAGGCCAUUCUCACCAUCCUCUCCCGCUUAACGAACGCGAUGAAAGCCGAGUCCCGCUCCUUCCACGUCUCUUUCCUCCCCAUCAUACAAAGCGCCAUUGAGCCCGGCUCCGACACGCAAGUCUACCUGCUAGAGGACGCACUAGACCUGUGGUCAUCCAUCAUCGCGCAGACACCGUCUGCUCCCGAACCGACGUCUCCAGAGCUUCUCAACCUCCUCCAAUAUCUAAUCCCAUUAUUCUCAAUGGACAACGACACCCUCCGCAAAGCCAUCGAGAUCACCGAAGCAUAUCUACUCCUCGCUCCCGCAGCCGUCCUCGCAGACAACUUUCGCCCAGAAUUGAUCCGCUGUUUGUCUGAGCUCCUGGGCAGCUUGAAGCCCGAAGCCAGCGGCGCCGUCUCGCACCUCAUGAUGUGCAUCAUCCGUGGCGCCGACGAUCUCGGUGGCGAACAGGCCACCAAAGUGCUCGUCGGUGACCUCAUCUCGUCCAACUUCUUCGCGAAGGUAAUGCAGGGCCUCCACGGCGCGUGGACACACCACCAGUCACACGGACCCUUGCGUGAAAUGCCCUCCCGCGCUGUCGACGGCGUGGUGGAAACAGACUACUUCUCCGUGCUGGCGCGCAUCGGUCUCGCUUCUCCCGCGAUCCUGCUCGAGGCGAUUUCCUCUGUCGGCGGCGUCGAGCUGGAGAAGACGCUCCACUGGCUGCUGGAGGAGUGGUUCGGCCACAUCGAGAACAUCGGCGACCCGCCCAACAAGAAGCUAAUGGCGCUCGUGCUGACGCGCCUCCUGGAGACGGGCGCGCCCUGGAUUUUGGGCCACCUGCAGAGUCUGGUUGCGAUGUGGACGGAUGUGCUGGGCGAGCUGCUGGAUGGCAUGGAUGAUAAGACCGCGGACUCGCUCUACUGGCCCGAAGAACCCAACCCUUACGCCCCCAUCGAACCCGAAGCCCCAGAAGACGCCCGCAAACGCAUCCUCCUCUACUCCGACCCCGUCCAUCGCCUCAACCUCGUCACUUUUGUGCGCGAGCACCUGCAGGGCGCUAUCCAAACUGUGGGCGGCGAGGCACGGUUCCAGGAGGACUGGCUGAGCCGUGUGGAUAAGGAUGUGCUGAAGGGGUUUGGCGAUUUGGGGAUUAUGUAACAAUGAUUUGUUAACGGAGAACUGCAAAGACAGGGAGACUUGGAUCCACUUAGAAGCGGGAUUUCAAAACAGUAAGAGGGAGACGAGUGGGAUGAGGAGGACCGCAGAUGCAGAGAGGAGCGAGGCGGCGGACGUGGAAUUCCAGGGCGUGAGGAGCGCGAUGGCGGCCCUGGGUGCGUUAAUUGAGGCUUAGAUCGUAUAUACCCAUGC
This is a messenger RNA of Paraphaeosphaeria sporulosa, 3560 nucleotides long. Its product is annotated as ARM repeat-containing protein. The record is from RefSeq and is a predicted model, not a curated record. The coding region runs from base 207 to 3350 and encodes 1047 amino acids. The transcript has 7 exons. Gene Ontology annotation, molecular function: small GTPase binding. NCBI's taxonomy places the organism in Eukaryota, Fungi, Ascomycota, Dothideomycetes, Pleosporales, Didymosphaeriaceae. Gene Ontology annotation, biological process: protein import into nucleus. Gene Ontology annotation, cellular component: nuclear envelope; cytosol.